Messenger RNA from Mugil cephalus (flathead mullet), 3188 nucleotides. RefSeq names its product RING finger protein 11-like. The coding region runs from base 515 to 979 and encodes 154 amino acids. NCBI's taxonomy places the organism in Eukaryota, Metazoa, Chordata, Actinopteri, Mugiliformes, Mugilidae. The transcript has 3 exons. The record is from RefSeq and is a predicted model, not a curated record.
UCCAACGGACCGAUAACAUAUCCUCUGGCUGAAGAAAGAGCUAGCAAGGAAGUGAACUGUUUAAUAUUACUCGCGAAGUUAAAAGUCGGACAUGUCUCUACAGUUCAACACCCAGAUAGCUUAGUGUCACGGCAGAAGUUUCUGCCGGAGUAGAUAUUUCGCUGAAAGUGUGAGUCUUUGUGAGGAAUGAGCGAUACUUAUCAAGGAAGUGUCGCUGCUGGUAGCGAGCUAGGCUGCUAGUCGUCGUUAGUUCUUUGUUUUGUUUCUGAGGUGGAGGUCCGUGUAAACAUGACUCGAAACUAGUGUACAUAACACCUUUAGCGUUAAACGUUGGUGCCGGAGUUUUUGCAUAAUUAUGUCAAGCGUGUCUUUGGCGGUAGGUUGUUGAACAGUGAAUGAGUAGUUUCUGUGUUGUUAUUAAACCGAACUAUUAGCCGCCGAGAGCAACUUUAGCAGCAAAGAUCUGUGGCUUUUUUUAACGUCGGUCGGGAAAAAGGACUGGAGACACGAAGAUAUGGGCAACUGUCUCAAGUCCCCGACGUCAGACGACAUUUCCCUGCUUCAUGAGUCCCAGUCAGACAGGGCGAGUUUCGGUGACGGGACAGAUCCAGACCUGGAGCCUCCUCCUCCGUACCAGGAGCAGGCUCACAUGCCCAUGUACCAUCCCACGCCGAGUCAGGCCCGCCUGGCCACCCAGCUGACAGAGGAGGAGCAGAUCCGCAUAGCUCAGCGCAUCGGCCUCAUCCAGCACCUCCCCAAGGGCGUCUAUGAUGGAGGGAAAGACGGCUCGGAGAAAAAGAUCAGAGAAUGCGUGAUCUGUAUGCUGGACUUUGUUUAUGGGGACCCAAUCCGGUUCUUGCCAUGUAUGCACAUCUACCACAUGGACUGUAUAGACGACUGGCUGAUGAGAUCCUUCACCUGCCCCUCCUGCAUGGAGCCCGUGGAUGCUGCCCUGCUCUCCACUUACGAGACCAACUGAUGCCCCCCUCCUCCCUUACCCCCCGUCCCUCUUACCCCACGCUUAGAUAAUUGUCCCCUCCGGCUCCCAAACCCAACAGCUGCCCUCUCGUAGAGUGAGAGGAGCUGAAAAGAAAACGUGUCGGCUGUUUCGUUGCACUUUGAAAAUUUCCAAAUUCACCCACCAAACGUUGGCCUUUCAUGCCCUCAGAUCUGGUUCUAAAUAAGCUGGCGUAAGCUUGACUCUGAGUCACACAUGUCAUUAAGAGACUGUUUCCCCGGUGACCCUGCAUGAUUGUGUUUGUAUGUGACGGUCAUGUGGAUGCUUCGUCCAGUGUUGCCGCUAACAAGCGAGCAUGUGUGGUUCGUUUGUGUGUGAGAUCCGUUUGGUGACUGUGCACGUCCACUCGAGCUGGUCUCAGUGGCAGUUUCUCCUCAGCCGACCCCAGCUCACCUUCACCCCAGCCGACCGUGUUUUAAAUGGACAAUUAGGUUAACAAAUUAUUGACCAAACUGCUGAGAAGUGUUGCUACAGACGUGGUGGAUUAAAUUUCCCGUGGCCGUGCUAAUCCUUUGGAACAUAUUGAUCUCCUAAACGUGCUAACGCAUUAAAAAUGACCGUACACUUUGGAAAUAUGGGAAUACAUGGUGGAUGUUUACACUUUUGGUGUAGAGGAAAAACUGAGGCUGUUGUUCUUCAGAAAAAAAAGAAAUAUGCACACACUUAAUAGAAAUACGUGCAAAAAUAUACAAUGUUAUACUUUAUGGAGGUCAAUACUACACAAUAUUCGUCUUUGGCCACUUCUUUAAAACUGGUUUUAGGCAAAAAAAAAAAAAGAAAAAAGAGGAUGUGAAUGUUUCACUAGACGAUGUGUAAAGUAGCUGACAGCCAAUGUAAAGGGCUCAUACGUGCAUGGGCGGGUGGAUCAGUUCAGUCAGAGAUUAGAAACGCUUGCACACACUUUUCAUCUGAUCCAGAGAUUUGCACUUUACUUAUAGGACAGUAUCUAAAACAAUAUAUUAAUAUAUGUACCUUAUACUCUUGCACUAUCAAGACUUCAUUCCUUUAUCUCCUGAGAUGCAAAAGUUAUAUAACAAUAUUUUCAAAGCUGUCAGUACUCACUUAUCACAUUGAAGUAAGCCUGAAGAUGCAUUUCAUGAAAAAAAUGUCAUUCAGUAGCGUGAUUGUCCACUUUGUUUUGUGAUUAUUAUUAUUAUAUUUUUGAAUCUUGUGUCUGAGGGAAGGGACAGAGGCUUGCUCAAGGGUAAAUGAAUAGUUUGACAUUUUGAGACAUUUGCUUAUUCCUGGAAAGAAUGGUCCAGAAUGAGGGCUGGGAACAGAAAAAAAGGUCACCUUGUUUUGUUUUAGUUUGUUUUUUGUUUUGUUUUUUGUCUGGGAGAUUCAGUUUGUAAUGAGUGUAAUGUGUGUUGACUAAAAAGUUUUGUAAGAAUGGCAUAUAAGAUGUUAGCACCAGAUUAGCACGCAGAUUAGUAUGUAACCCUUUUAAUCUGAUAAAGCAGGGCAGCUGGCGAUUUAGCCUUCAGAACUUCUCAAACUUCUUCACCGAUUCUCAAAGAAUUAUAUACUCGACACCUCUGCUAUGCUUCUAUACAAGUUGUUGAAGUUUGGACAGAGCCAGGCUAUCUGUUUCAUCCUGCUUCCGGCCAUUAUGCUAACUUUUACUAGUCUGCUUAACAAGGAGACGUCACAGCUGUGGUCAAAUCCCUUCUCUCUUGUCAAAUAAUAUCAAACUACUAAGAAAUGGGAAAAAAAAAAGCUGAAUCCACACUAAUACAGCUUCACUAUCUACACAUUUUAUUAUGCUAUAAUUCGUAUUUUUUGUUUAAUUUCCAUUCACUGUAGCAGUAAUUGCCCUUUUUUUGAUUCGUGACAUAGUUUGGUGUUGGUGCGUUUUCAGUUACCUGUGUUUAAAUCCGCUGCCUUUUUUUAGGACCCUGAGUUUAUCGCCUUUACACUGGUUCCAGUUCUUAUACCGGUGCAAACCUCUGUCCCAGCUGAGUGUGAGAAACUUCUCCUAAUGGUGUGACAGAUAAAACUGAGAUAUCAUGAUUUCCACAGAGCUUUCCUUUGCUGUGUGUUUUGAGUUUAUUAUAAAAAUUUCCUGUAAUCUUAUUUCAUUUCUUUUUUGUAAGGCUAACCAGCCCUGUGUAAAAAAAAAAAAACAUAAAAAAAAAUAAAAAAUUAAAUAAAUGAAUAAAGAGAAAAACUA